Cuscuta campestris is the source of this 1699-nucleotide messenger RNA. NCBI's taxonomy places the organism in Eukaryota, Viridiplantae, Streptophyta, Magnoliopsida, Solanales, Convolvulaceae. The record is from the annotation of a GenBank genome assembly.
CUUUUUUAAUUUGAUAAUUUCUCUCUCCUAUUUUUUCAGCCGAACGGGUGGUUUUCAUUACGGAACGGAAACGAGUCGCCAGUGCCAUUAGGAAGGUUUCUGAACUUGAAGUUCAGCGGAGAGAUUGAAAAUUAGGGUUUUGGGUGUCGCCCUUAAUCAACCGUCCUGCGCCACUCGCCGUCUGUGAAAUUCAAUCUGGAAUGUCGAUUAGACAGGUGCCGAUAACUAAACUAUUCAUAUAUCUGGUCUCCGCUAAGCACCUCUCGCGAACACCAGCCGCCGCCGCCGCCAGAUUCUCAAGCGCUUCAUCGACGGCGCCAUUUAUUCCGAUCUUCCAAUUGGGGAAUGGUCGCGGGUACCACGACGGGCGGCCCAGAGGGCCAUUGUGGAGAGGGAAGAAGAUGAUUGGGAAGGAGGCUCUGUUCGCGAUACAAGGCGUGAAGAGAUUCAAAGACGACGAAGAGAAGCUCGACAAGUUCGUGAAAACCCACGUGCUCCGGCUUCUGAAAAUGGACAUGAUUGCCGUGCUCAACGAACUCGAACGCCAGGAGGAGGUUUCUCUAGCAGUCAAGAUUUUUAAUGUGAUCCGGAAAGAAGACUGGUACACACCUGAUGUUUAUCUGUAUAAGGACUUGAUAAUUGCACUGGCGAGACGGAGAAAGAUGGAAGAAGCAAUGAAGUUAUGGGAGAGCAUGAGGAAAGAAGAUCUAUUUCCUGAUUCACAGACAUUUUCUGAGGUGAUUAGUGGGUUCUUGAGGGAUGGAUCUCCUGCAGACGCGAUGAAUUUGUAUGAGGAAAUGAAGAAAUCCCCAUACCCUCCAGAGCAGAUGCCUUUCAGGAUUUUGUUGAAGGGGCUUUUGCCACAUCCCCUGCUCAGGAAUAGGGUCAAACAAGACUUUGAGGAGAUUUUCCCUGAACAGCGCGUUUAUGAUCCUCCUGAAGAGAUUUUUGGAUUAAGCUGAUCAAGGUAUGCAUGUACGUAUGUAUGCUUAAUCUUGAAUCCAUUGUAUCAUUUCCUUCCAGUAAACGAAUGCAAAACUGUACUCCAGAUAAUGAUACUUGUAUGAAUUUGAACUCGCCAAAAAACCUACUUUUAUGCUCUAGAGACGAAGUAGCAACAAUAAGAGCCUGUUUGGUAGCUUGGUUUCAGCUAGUUCUACUUGUACUAGAAUAAGUAACUCAUUUAUUUUCCUCGGUAACACUCUAAUAUUUACUUGAUAGUUUAAUACCCACAAACUCAACCUGGCAUGUGCUUGUUAAUAUUCCCUGCUAACAGCUAAUUAUUAGUAAUAUCUUUACUUUUGAAAUGGGAUGACAUUAUUUUCGUUGCACUUUAAUCUUCCUUAACACACAACAAGACAGUUCGUUUAUGCAUCUACACGAUGGGGAUACAGCCUGUGGUAAUUGGGGGUAACAUAAUCUUUUGGGGUUUUAUUGUUUGUUAGGGGCUUUUUCGGAAGCAGCCUCUCGACGUAUUGGAGUAGAGGAAAGUAAUGGCAAACUUAUUCAAACCUAACCGAUGCAGUUUGUACAUUGUAGCACCCCCAGAUUCGGGAGAGAAGAGAGGGGGCGUUCCAAGUGUCUGGUUUCUACAUGGGCAAAAAAAAAACGCGUGUCAAAUCAACUGAAUAUUUGUUUGUUUCCCAACUUUUCUGCUUCUCUUGGGAGGUUUAUUUAUUAAUCAAAGUUUGUGACAAGU